AUGAAGUUUCUUCCAUUGCCAGAAUUCGAGGACGUGACCAGUUCUCUCAAUUUCGAUACAACCGACUGUCACAUCGUCGGUGGAUGCGACAUUUACACUACGAAGGCCGCCCGCUCGGAUCGGAAGCUCUACAAUCACAUCGAGCAAUCCCUUGAAGCUCAAUAUGAAUCAGUUCUUCGAUUUUCCGCGUCACUUUCACCUCCAAAUGCUCACGAAGCCGCCGAGACCCUCAAUCUAUCGCGGUCUAGUCCGUUCGGCCCCCUGAGCGACCACUCGAGUCGACGGACUUUCGCUUAUCUGAUUGCUACUCUCAACGCCAGCCACCCGGACUACGACUUCUCACAAGUUCUGCGCCCGACGGAUUUCCGACGCGAGCGGAAUCUUAAGCGGGUCAUGAAUUCAGUUGACUCAACGCUCUUGAAUCUGCGACCGCGCGAGAAUAUCAACUUGUCUCCCGCAUCACCCACCACACUUUCCGGAUCUUACACCGGAGGAUCAUCUUCCUCACGGGGUCCACGUAUUUGGAAAACAAUCGAUGAACACAUGUCGCUGAAGGAGUGUUCAAUCUACUCCUAUCUGCCGGAAGAAGACCCUUCCGAUGCCGACGAUGGGGCCAUCUGGAGUCUCCACUAUUUCUUCUUCAACCCACUCCGCAAGCGCGUCUGCUACAUCUAUCUGCGCGCGAUCCCCAUCCUCAGCCACACUCCCGACGACAUGGUCGCUACGCCUAAUGCCAAGCGGACCUACGAUGAUGGAUAUCUCACACCGGACCUGAGUUCCAGCAAGCGGGCCAAGUUCUGGUUUGGCGAACGCGCUAGAUCCACUCUUAUCGCUAGCGAUAGCGAUGACGAAAUGGAUCGUCCUUCUAGGAACCGACCUUCCGUGGGUGGAUACGAUACGUACAUCGUCAGUGAUGAAGAGGAUCACGUCCCUCGACGUGGAGUGCGUGCUAUGAGCGAGGAAAUCGCUGACUCGAUGGAGGUCUAA
Penicillium soppii is the source of this 987-nucleotide messenger RNA. Its product is annotated as RNA polymerase III-inhibiting protein MAF1. NCBI's taxonomy places the organism in Eukaryota, Fungi, Ascomycota, Eurotiomycetes, Eurotiales, Aspergillaceae. Gene Ontology annotation, molecular function: RNA polymerase III core binding. The transcript has 2 exons. The record is from RefSeq and is a predicted model, not a curated record. Gene Ontology annotation, cellular component: nucleus. Gene Ontology annotation, biological process: negative regulation of transcription by RNA polymerase III. The coding region runs from base 1 to 987 and encodes 328 amino acids.